AUGGAAGUCUUCAUGGACAAGGUUCGACGAGAAUCAGAUGCACAGCCGGAUCCAGAUGCAGAGUCGACAAAACGAGAGAUUUUGCAAAAGAGGAAAAGUCAAAGGAAAAUCUCGUCUCCUAAAGAAAAGCUGGAAGACACGGCAUUCUUCUCGUCGGAAGAUGUGGAGCUUUGUCAACGGCUAGAUGAAGAGUAUGAACGUGCCUUGGAAGAACGAGAGAUUGGAUACAAUGCACGAUACGCUAGUGUUCGACAGUCUGCAUUGAUAUCAGUGUUCUUCAUGAUUUCCUUUCUACUCCUGGGGACUGCAUUUUUUAUACGCCAGGCGGAUUGGACUAUUGCAGAUGCUCUCCUUUUUUCAAUUUACUCCAUAACAACUGUUGGGUAUGGAAACCAUGAGAUCCCAACUGGCCCAGCGUUCCAGGCUUAUACAAUUUUCUAUCUGCUUAUUGGAAUCGCUGCCCUGACCAUCAUGGUAGCUCAGGUGUACAUGUGCAUUGCGCUGGAGGCCUCGAGAGCACAACAUCGAAGGGACAAGACGCGUCAUGGCGAUAUCAUUGCUCGCAGCCCAACGUCAGCAAGAAACGCUGAACAGAAUAAUGCCAGCGCUGAACCAGAUCCAGAUGAAAUUAUUUCCUUUCAUCAAGACAAUCUUUCCAGUUGUAUGGACCGGUUAUUUCGUUUUACUGAUCGUGCAAAGAUAUUCUUUCAAGAGAAUGAGAUCGGCAGAGGCGUAUCAGUUAUUUUUCCAUUUGCUGGUCUGAUCGCUUUGGGUGCGUCAGUUGUAGGACCGCUGGAGGGAUGGACGUUUUUAGAAUCAGUUUAUUUUGCAGUUGUAUCGCUGACAACCGUUGGUUUUGGUGACUACUAUCCUACGAAAGAGAUCAGUAUAUGGUUCUGCAUUUUGUGGCUGCCAUUCAGUAUUGGCUUCAUGUCAUUGUUUCUGGGAAGUGUGGCAUCUUUCUACAUUCGUCUCAGUGAUCGAAAUAUCCAAAGAAUCGAGCGUCGAAUGAGACGUAGAUUGCAACAAGCCAAAGAAAAGGCUGAACAGGAGCGGGCAGAAGUUCUCAAACGAGCGUACCGGGGACAAGAAAUCGAAAUUGAGGCCAUUACCAUACGGCAAAAUGAAAAGCCCUUGGAAAAUUCUGAGAGCAACUCUUCAAAAACGCCCGAGAAAAACGAGAGGCUGAAGAAGAAGAAUAAGCGACAAGGAUUUGAUGUACUGCCAUCUAGGGAUGAGACAAGUAGCGAAGCUGGCGACUCGGAUACAAAAAGUUUGUUUGGCUCAUCUCUCGCUGACAGGGGAAAUCUUCGCCGCCAGCGGAUCGUGGAGAAUAGUACCGUAGAAGAGGAGGAACUGGGGAGCCGGAAAAUGCAAUCCAUGCGAGACAUAGUUCGUGUCGUGAGAAGCAACGUCGACGCAGGAGUGGGCAAGACCUCAGAGAAGAAUCAGUUGAUAUCCAUCCGAUCCACGCAAACAAUCACUACUAGCCAUGGGGUUGUGGGCCUGCGGAGGUCCACAACGCGAAAGCCAUCGUUUGGAUUGAGAGUGCUGGUGCAAGAAAGGUUUGCUGAAAUCAUUGCAAUGGAGGUCGCUGGUUUUCAAAAUUCGAUCGACAUUCAAGAUAAUUCCCUUUCGGUCACUAUCGAUCGAUUGAAAUCUAUCGCGGACAAAUGGUCGAUACCGAGGCGCGCAAGAAAAGCUUUUCGCUCGGUUGCUUUCGAGGUUCUAUACUUCGUGGGGGAACGUGGUCUAGUUACUAGGGGUGCUGAUGCGCUCUUGGAUCUCACUCCAAUCGAAUUCCAUGGCCUCUUUAGCUCUCUUGUCGCAGCAAUGGGGGAUGCCGAUACGAUGGAAGGCUGGCUAGCGUGUACGAGCAUUCUUGCUGACGUCGAUCUCCGAAGAACGAGUUCUGUAUCAAAGAUGCCAAUAGAAGAGACGCCUCUGCAACAACAGCUUUCGGAUGUACAGGAAGAAGAUGAUAUGUCACUUUAA
Molecule: messenger RNA, 1995 nt
Organism: Cylindrotheca closterium
Lineage: Eukaryota; Bacillariophyta; Bacillariophyceae; Bacillariales; Bacillariaceae
Source: the annotation of a GenBank genome assembly